Messenger RNA from Exaiptasia diaphana, 2626 nucleotides. RefSeq names its product forkhead box protein D5. Gene Ontology annotation, molecular function: DNA-binding transcription factor activity, RNA polymerase II-specific; RNA polymerase II cis-regulatory region sequence-specific DNA binding. The record is from RefSeq and is a predicted model, not a curated record. Bases 1026 to 1901 code for a protein of 291 amino acids. The transcript has a single exon. NCBI's taxonomy places the organism in Eukaryota, Metazoa, Cnidaria, Anthozoa, Actiniaria, Aiptasiidae. Gene Ontology annotation, biological process: cell differentiation; regulation of transcription by RNA polymerase II; anatomical structure morphogenesis.
UCAUAGUGGCCCGCAAAAGUACACAAAGCUAUUAACCGCAGCGACAUACAAUGUAACAUAUACAAAAGAAAAGAGGAGCGCUAGAUAACUCCACCUAUAGGAAUCGAUCACUGUCCUGUCAACAGAGUUAAUGUAAUUUCCUGGGAGGCUAAGCGCCGCACGUGUCUGUACUCGUAUUACUAAACACAGUAAUGCAGCAGUUGAUGUUGACACUAGUUCGUUUGUUUUCUAGAUUGCUGCUGUUGAGUUGAGACAGCACGAAUAACAAUAAUACCACGAGGCGUAACACGUUCUGAAGACACAUUUGAUGUAGUGAUAGAUAGAGGAUUUGUCUGCGCCGUUCUGAUGCUAAUCUCCAUGAUUUAAUGACUAAUUUGUUUUUUGAUACAAUCGCAAAUGUACUUUAGUAAACUCUUAAGGAAUGUUUUCCAAAUCAAAUUACAUUUUUUGGAAGUUUCUAAAGGCUUAAUAACGCUCUCUCCUGUAAUUCUUUAAUCAUCUUAGCAUUGAUGCAUCAUUUUUGUACGUUUGUUACUGGCUGACAGAGUUACUAAGGGCGGUGAAGGUCGAGCGCUCUUGAGUCCAUAAAAUUACUUAUGAAAACAAACCGAACGACAACCCCAAACAAACUUGAAGCUUGUAUUUUUGUAAGGAAUGCUCUGGACCGGAAUUCACUGUGAGCUGACAGCCAAAUCAAAUUGAGUCCAGAUGCUACAUUACAUUCCAUCUUCGUACCGCGGGCACUCAUUCAUAAGAGGCACAACUUAGAUUAUGAUCGAGUGGGAAGUGACAGCCGUAAGCUAAUGCAGUACCAUUAGUAUACAACUCGCCCUAGUAACUCGUGCUUCAGAGAAAAUCCAGACCACUACUCCAUCAAGCACGACAGUCUUCUGUACACAUCAAGCCAUUGUGGGUGGCCAUUAUUGACCAGUUUGCGGCACGUUGAAGUGAUCCACACACGCGCAUAGAAACAUUUCAGCUAAUCAUCACGAUAAAGAUAGAGCAGAAUUUAUUGGCGGAAAGAUAUGGAUACGAGAGCAGGAAAUUCAUUCAGUUCCUUUGGAUUUGAAAGAUUGAGGAUGGAUGGCGCUGUGGGAUUUAGUGCAGGAAGCGACAUGAUCGACAACACACCACAAUUUGUAUCGGUCAGUGCAGAUAGAGAACAGCGUAAUGACGAGCAGGCUAUGGUUUACCAGACCCAUGAUUACAUCCCUUCCAUGCCGCUGUGUUAUUACCCAGCUAUAAAACCCAGUCAAGAUCCACCACAAGAUGCAGUAGUCACAAUGAACACGACGCACACCAAACCGUAUCUCACUGACGACGUUAAACCACCGUUUUCUUACAUCGCGUUGAUCACAAUGUCGAUCCAAGCUUCUCCGUACAGAAUGCGAACACUUAACGAGAUCUAUGAAUUCAUUAUGAAUAGGUUUCCUUACUUCAGGAAAAACCAGCAAAAAUGGCAGAAUUCUAUUCGCCAUAACCUGUCGUUGAACGAUUGCUUUGUUAAGGUACCGCGUAGUGUAUUCGGAAAACCAGGAAAGGGGAAUUAUUGGACGCUCCAUCCUUCGUGUGGAGACAUGUUUGGCAGUGGAAGCUUUCUUAGAAGGCCUAAGAGAUUCAAAUGUCGAUUUCCACAGCGAUCCAACGAGCCUGCGUUUGUACGUAAAGUUAAUUCCUUUCACCAUUUUAGUUUGUACGAUACUUGGGCGCAUCUACAGCCUGCUUACAGCAGUAAUUUCUACAUGGGACGUCCAGUAAGACAAAUCGAACUAACAGCACCAUAUCCUACGCUAGACUUGUACCACAACCACGAAGCUCUCUCAACAAAACACUACAAAGCUCGUAGCUUUCUCAUCGAGGAUUUGAUGUCCAAAGACACUAGAGAAUGUGAUGCGAAAUAGAAGAGAAAAGAACUUUGGAAACGCAUAGAAUUGACUGUUAUAUUGUGCACAAUUCAUACUCAGUUAUUGCGGCGUAAGUGCUCAACUCAAUGUGACGUUUGAGGUACACUUUUGUGCAAUAUUGUCAACACGCUUCCAUAAAAUCGUUCAUAGAUUAGUGAGUAAGUUUUACAAAGACUAAACUUAUUGCCCCUCGAGUUAGAGUUCUUUCAAACGUUCAUGUUGUUCUGGUUAUUAAUAUUUACUGGCGAUACUCUAGAUUCUUUGCUCUAAUUUUCACAAAUCAUUAGAACUCUCUUGUGUCUGUCAUUGAGUGAUUGGUUAAGUAAUCAUUUUGUUGAAAUAAUCUUUAUGGUGUAACAAGGUUGGACUAGGCUUUUAGCUGGAGAAAAAAGAUCAAUCUUUGUACAGUUGAUUCAGAACUAUAAUAACAUGGACACCUUUCAUAGUCGUUAAGAACACUUUUAAGUUUUUGAAACUAGUUAAUACCUAUUACAAACUUUUCUACUGUUAUACAGGUUUUAUUACAAACUAUAUUUAACUUAUUCAUUCAUACAUUACAAUAGUGUCAAAACUAUCUUGUAAUUCCAGUUAUAUGUCCAGUAAUUUAGCAGAUUUAGUGAGACGCAACACAAACGUACGAGCUGGACUCUGUUUAAAACGUUGCAAAGCUAUCAUGUAACUUUGUUCAUUUAAGUAGUGAAUUAAAGGUUCUUAUGUAAUUC